This is a messenger RNA of Saccostrea cuccullata (small rock oyster), 2625 nucleotides long. RefSeq lists its product as uncharacterized. The transcript is spliced from 5 exons. The record is from RefSeq and is a predicted model, not a curated record. Lineage: Eukaryota; Metazoa; Mollusca; Bivalvia; Ostreida; Ostreidae. Bases 466 to 1944 code for a protein of 492 amino acids.
UAUUAUGGUGCACCAGACGAGUCAUUUAAUUACGAUUCCGAGGAUGAUAUUGACAGUGAAAACGUAACUAUAAACUAUGACUCUGACGCAAGUUCAGGAUCAGAUGAAUCAGAAUCAGUUAUAAACAUUGAACCAUCGGAAGUGGAUACAAUUGAGUACAUCAAGCAAGCACAGUUUAGAAAUGAAACAUGUGGCUGUAAAGAGUUUUAUGGACAACCCUGUAGUACAACAAUAGACUUUGACUCUCUCGUGGAAUAUAGGGAAUCAUGUAAGGAACUUUCAAGGGAAGAGUUGGACAUCGUUGUGAAAUCUCAAUUAUUUGCGCAUCGUAGAUCUGGUACACACACUGAAGCAAAAAAACACAAAGUCAAAGAAAGGGAACGACCUUUUCAGGAAUUUUAUUUCCGUGGUAAACGUGUUUGCAGAAAAACAUUCUGUUUUUUGCAUUGCAUUGAGAAAAAGAAAAUGCUGGCCAUUGCCAAAUCUCUUGAUACAGACGGGUUGACUCCACGAGUUCACGGAAGAGUAGGUAAAGCUCCUUCUCACAGUUUGACAUACACAGACAGAGAAAGAAUCAAAGUAUUUUUGUGUCAGUAUGCAAGAGAUAAUGCCCUUCCUUUACCAGGAAGGCUACCAAACUUUAGAGAUGCUAGAGUUUUACUGCUGCCUUCGGAUAAGACAAAAGAAGACAUAUUCAAAAUAUAUGUUAAAGUUGCAGAGGAAUUGCAUCAUAAGACGAUAAGUCUAAGAUCCUUUCAGAGAGUGUGGGUAGAGUUAUGUCCCCAUAUUGUCAUAACAAAACCAUGUACAGAUCUUUGCCAAAGGUGUCAGGACUUUGCCAACCAAAUUUCAAAGAGUGGUACUUUGACAGAAGAAGAAAAAUCUUUGUUACUUGAUUCCUACAACAAUCAUGUUCAGCUGGCAAAAGAGCAAAGGGAUCACUACAGAAUGCAGUGUGUUAACAGCAAACAGAAAUACUCUUCACUAGCUGAACAGUUCAAAGGAAGUGGUAACCCACCAUUGUCAGUAAAAGGGGCAUUCCAUUAUUCUUGGGACUAUGCUCAGCAGGUACAUAUACCUCAUCAUGCUCAGCAAGUUGGACCAGAAUAUUUUAGGACACCACGCAAAUGCAAUGUUUUUGGCAUGUGCUCUGAAGGAUCAGGAAGGCAGGUAUUUUAUCUGAUUGAUGAGGCAGACAUGGUAGGCAAAGGAGCAAACAGUGUGGUCAGCAUGGUUCAUCAUUAUUUAACCUACCAUGGCCAUGGUGAAGAGGAUGGACUGUUUCACUUUGACAAUUGCAGUGGACAGAACAAAAAUAACACAGUUCUGAUGUAUGCAUUAUGGAGAGUCAUGACAGGGUUACACAAAAGCAUCCAAUAUUCCAUGAUGAUUGCAGGUCAUACGAAGUUUGAACCUGAUUGGCACUUUGGGGUGUGGACAUUGAAAUGGAGGAAUUCUAAUGUGGAGACUUUAUCUGAAGUAGCUGAGACUGUUGCACACUCCAGUAAGAAUGGACACAACAUUCCACAGCUCACAGAUGACGCAGAAAUGCCUGUUGUAUUCUAUGACUGGAAAGCAUACCUGCAGCAGUUUUUUAAGCCAUUGAAGAACUUGACAAAAUACCAUCAUUUUUCAGUUCAUUCAGACAAGCCUGGAGAAGUGGAAGUUCAAGAGAGGAUCUCGGGACACUCGAUUUCUGUCAAUUUAUUGAAAAAUAACAUGCAUCCAGUGAGUGGUCAACUUCCUGAAGCUAUUCCAAGUCGAGGAUUAGAUCUGAUCAGACAGUGGUAUUUGUAUGACAACAUUCGCGAAUUUUGUAACUCAGAUGUUGCUAAAGAUGUUGUUUGCCCUAAACCAAUCCAGCCAAAGCCUGAAAUUAAUUUAACAAACAAAGAGAACAGCAGGCCCAUUUCCACAAAAAGGAAACAGUCUUUGCUAAAAUAAUUUGUUUGCUGACCUAUAAUGUGUAAUAUUUUGAACAUUUCGAAUCUGUGUCUAUCUUCGAAUCUUCAAUUGCCUUGAUUGCUUUUGUAAUGUUGAAGGGAAUUUUAACCUUUGCAUGAAAUGAAAUCUAAAAUAAUUUGUCACAAAGGAUGUAUAAUAUAUAUAUAUAUAUAUAUAUAUAUAUUAAUUUUUUAUCCAGCAUAAUAUUUUACUUGAAUAAAAAGUAAAUAUGUAUGUAUAUCAGAAAUGGCAUACAAAUAAAAUUAUUAAACCCUAUAACAAAUUCUUUUCAUUACGUCGUGAAAUGAAAGUGCACUCUGAUAACUAUGUACAUUUUCAAUUAAAGUGACAUCUAGAUUUUUUUUUUCAUGUAUUGAAAAAGAAAAGUCAUAUGUGCAUCAAUAUUUUAAUGUGAUAAAGCACUGAUGUAUUUAAAGACAACAAAAUUUCGAUAAAAGUUGUCUACCUAAAAUGUCACUUUUUGGGGGGUACAUUUUCAUUAGUUUUAUUUUACGGGACGUCAUCAGGGUUAUAUCUUUUAAACGUCAUAAUUUCGUAAAGGGUUAGAAUUUUUCAAAAAUAUUUUGGAAUUGAGUUUUAGACAUCCAUAUAUACAAGAAAAUCCAAAAAAGUGAAAAAGUAAUUUUUCCUCAUCUGGACCCAUUUUGCCAGACGCUGUCA